Molecule: messenger RNA, 976 nt
Organism: Haliotis rubra (blacklip abalone)
Lineage: Eukaryota; Metazoa; Mollusca; Gastropoda; Lepetellida; Haliotidae
Exons: 12
Coding region: 2-853 (283 amino acids)
Source: RefSeq, a predicted model, not a curated record
GAUGAGGUACUUUCUGGUGCUGGUGGCGUGUCUGCUUGCUUGGAGCCUUGUGAGAGCUGACGAUGAAAGAUCUGAGAUUGCAGAGAAGGCCGGCAAUCGUCUGAAGCGCGGGGCAGGGUAUACAACAGCGGCCUACUCUACAACUCCCUACCCCUACAAGCCAUCUGCAACCGGGUACACUAAAGUGGCCUACUCUACAACUCCCUACCCCCAAAAGUCAUCAACAACCAAAAAGAAGUCUAGGUUUCCCUGGAACCGUGGCAAGCGUCAAGCAUGGUAUACAACAGCGGCCUACUCUACAACUCCCUACCCCUACAAGCCAUCUGCAACCGGGUACACUAAAGUGGCCUACUCUACAACUCCCUACCCCCAAAAGUCAUCAACAAACAAAAAGAAGUCUUGGUUUGCCUUGGGACGUGGCAAGCGUCAAGCAUGGUAUACAACAGCGGCCUACUCUACAACUCCCUACCCCUACAAGCCAUCUGCAACCGGGUACACUAAAGUGGCCUACUCUACAACUCCCUACCCCCAAAAGUCAUCAACAACCAAAAAGAAGUCUAGGUUUCCCUGGAACCGUGGCAAGCGUCAAGCAUGGUAUACAACAGCGGCCUACUCUACAACUCCAUACCCCUACAAACCAUCUGCAACCGAUUACACAGCCUCCUACCAGUAUAUGACCACCAAAUAUCCGGACUACCAAACAGCUGGCUACAGUGGUUCCAGUGGUCAAGCGGGGACAAUGAACCAGCUGGUCAACCAGGGGCAGAUACUGCUGCAGGAGGCCCAGGGCGCCUUGACUGAUGCCCAAGCAGCAGCGGGCUAUGUGAGGCAGCUGGAGGAAACCCUGCUUUGAAGACACAGGGCGACAGUGUACUCACAACACGAGAAUUAUGGACUGGGCGAUCACAUUCCUAUUAGCAGAUAAUGUAUUUGUUCUGUGUGACUGAUAAUAAAAAACGUUAACUGCAAAAAAGUA